UUGUGUGAGGCGGUCGGAAUGGGUGGGCUGGGUGGUGCGGGCGCGGUGUUGGCGGCAGAGGUCUUCGCCCCACUACUACUUCUCUGUUGGCUUUGCUGCUGGCCUGAUGAUGCCUCAGAUACAAGUUCUGGCAAAUACCCCGCGAAACCAGCCAUUACCAAUGGAUCAUCAGGCUCUCGCCGAUUAAGCGAACUGUUUAGUCGGAGGUGCGGUAGCAGUGCGAUCUCUUUACAUUUACCUAGCACUUCUGGAACCACAAAGCAGUCGCUAUCGGCUCAUAGGAGUCAUGAAGAAAUCCACGGCCGUCACCGCUCACAGUUAAAUAUAAGCGAAGAAGACAGCCGCUACCACUCUGCCCCCAGCGUCAUUCACGAAGUAUUGCACCGCAGAGACUGGGAGCGCUCUACCAAGGAACUUUACAUUCCUCUCAGACCAGAGAAAGUGACCUUAUCCCCCAGCUCUCCUACUGGUUCAUACAUGUCUCUGGAUAGCCUCGAGCAAUGUGAAGAAACAGACCGACGAGUCUCAAAACCUUGCAAGAAACAUUUUACUAAUAUUAAAUGCUCAAAAAAAAAGGAAACCGACGACGAUAUCAAGGAUGAUGAUGCGACUGAAACAUCUUGCUUCUAUAUUGGCGACAAUGGUGCCGGGCCCAGUGUUUCAAAGAGGCCAGAAAGGCUUGAUAAAAUGAAUAUCAAUGAAGAUAACAAUGAGGCAGUCGGGCCAGCGGAUAAUGAUACUAAACUAUAUAAGCAUAAAGAAACUAAGCAAAGUUUAAAUGAAUGCAUUAAAAGUAAAGAUAGAAUGAGAUUGGUACCAGUAGAAGAGUUAAUCGUGUCUAGGUUUGAGGUCGCGAGUCCUGAAAGCGCGGCUCUAGAUAGGUCAGGGGCGCAGCACCACGGGGCAAAUUCGGGAGCUGAACUUUUCAACGCUCGUUUAAUACCACCGCCAUCUGUCGAACCGUUAGGCUACGCAUCUGACACGUCGUACCUGGAGGAGGAAGCAUGGGGUGCCGCGCCGAGCUCGGGACUGGCUUGGUCACCUCCCGCUGAAGGCUUCAUACGUGGCCGCCAUGCUAGUGCCGGUGAUGUGUUAGCACCCACACACCGCCCGCAGUCAGGAGCACUCUCAGAAAGUGAUAUAGACUUUGAGCUGGAGGCGUGUGACGAGUUGCCGCCUCCAUACCACGAGGUGCAUCUGCUCAAACACAGAAAUGAAACAGCAAUAUAAUUUACAUAGUUCAGUGUCCAUGAAUAUUUGGCUUAAUGUAAUUUAUGUAUCACGAAAGCUUUGUAAAAACUUAAUUACUAGUACCCUAAACAAAACUGAACUUAAAAUGUCAAUCAAUUAAAGUAUUUUUAUAGUAUAGCGCAUUGAGUGGCCUCUAUUUUAAAACUAAACGAGCAAUUAUUUAGGUUACAUUAACAGUGUAUCCAAGUUCAAUUAAUUAAUUGUUAUCGAUCAUGUGAAUAAAGUAUUUUAAUUCAAUCUUGUUUGUCUAUUAUACGACGAAGUAUCGUAGUUGACGAAACUAAUAUAUAUAAGGAGAUGUAUUAAAUAAAACAAGUGCGGUUCUAACGAGUGUUUCAAUAGGUACCUACUACUCAUGUGCAGUCAUCAAAUAUUAAUCUUAGGAAGGUGUCGCUUCAGUUUUCCCUGUGGGUAUCCAAUCAAGCGCUUGCCUGGGGUUAUCAUUGGAAUAUCUUUGGAGUGUGUGACCUAUGCAGUUCCACUUGCGUCGUUUGCGCGGGCUCUAAAGUUUUCAUUUGUAGUUAAUUCAUUUAUCAGAGAUUUUCGGUACGAAUAAAAGAUUUUUCAUUAAUCAUUAUUUACAAAUGACCGCGAAUGCUACAAAUGAUGAAAUUAAUAUCGGCUCGUAUGAUCUAACGACACGUUUACAAGCGUCUGAAUGUGAUAAAUUAUUAAUGUCGGUAAAACUUUUACAAUGUCACAAGUAAUUUUACAGUGUACUACAUAUAGUCCGCAACUUUACGAUUUCCAUGUCAAUCUACAGUAAUUUAAAUUUGUCCUUGGUACAUAUAUAAUAUCACGGAAUAGGUUUUAUGCUUUAUUCGAAAUGAUAAAUACUAUGUUUAAUAUUUUAUAGUAUUAAAAUAUAACAAUAAAAGUAAAUUUUA
This is a messenger RNA of Pieris napi, 2138 nucleotides long. RefSeq lists its product as uncharacterized. The record is from RefSeq and is a predicted model, not a curated record. The coding region runs from base 19 to 1230 and encodes 403 amino acids. The transcript has 6 exons. NCBI's taxonomy places the organism in Eukaryota, Metazoa, Arthropoda, Insecta, Lepidoptera, Pieridae.